Messenger RNA from Sus scrofa (pig), 6552 nucleotides. NCBI's taxonomy places the organism in Eukaryota, Metazoa, Chordata, Mammalia, Artiodactyla, Suidae. The record is from RefSeq and is a predicted model, not a curated record.
CGGAGCGGGACUCACCUGGGGUAGGGGUGGGAGUGGAGCUGCCCCCAAAGUGUGGAGCCCCGGGCCCAUUGUGUUUGCAGCCUCGGGCCUGUGGGGGCUGGAGGAGCAGAGGAGGAUCGUGUGUCUGAGUGUGAUAGGCUGUGUGUAGUGCGUGUGUGUGUUUGCGCGCGCCUGCACACCCACACUUAGCAGGACCGAAUCGGGGCUCCUGUCGGCGUGCGCGGUUGUCAGUCUGAUACUGGUGCUUGCCUCAGUGGUGAGCGUCACGGACCCACACUCCUGCUGCUUUCCCCACCCUCCCCUCACAGCCCUGGGUGUCGGCACAGAGCUGUCCUCAAGAGGAAAGUCCAAUAAGAUGAAGGCCCUAGGAGGAAGUUUCCCAGCAAGAAGGCACAGUCCUGGACAAAGGAUGGGGCUAUUGAAGCUAGAAUUGUCUCGGAGACAGAUUCCUGGGAUGAAAUGAUGGGAAGCGUUCCUACUUCAGGCGCUGCGGUUGCUGCUACAUUUUUCAGGAACCGCAGCAUUCCCAUACCUCGGAUUCUAGGAAGCUGCUGUGAUUUCAAAGACAAGUUCCAGCCUCCUUCUCCCAUCCGGUCCGUAUGUGUGAGCCCUGGCCUCUCCGGACUCUGAGCUUUUCCAGCGGAGGAAGCCCAAAGAGCACUAACAAGUUCUUGCAGCUCCAGAACCAUGGCCCAUGUAAGUUCACGCCUCUCCUCCUCGAAGUCUUGUGGUUUUGAAUGCAUGUGAUCCUUAUUAUCCUGAGACUUCCUUCCUGAGGCGACCCUGUUGCUGAAGUUGCCCGGAGUUACUCCGAUCACAGUGAAGGAUGGUGCCACACAACCGAGUGGCCUCCUGUUUACCCGGCUUGCCUCCCACCUGUGUUCACCUCUCCAAGUGCCCCCGACUCUCUCAGGAGCAUGAUGGAGCAGGGAAGGGUAAAGGUGCUUGAGGAAGGCACUUGAACGUCCCUUGUUAGAGUCAUGCUUCCGUGACACAGAGAUGAUGACCCCUUUAGACUCCACAGACCCGAGUUUUGCUGAGUGAGAAGGUGGUAUUCAGUGUGGAGCAUUCGGCACGUGGCAAGAGCUCCCAUCUGGAGAGACGGGUAGGAGCAGACUGGAGUGCAGCUGAGGCCUUCAUGUGGGGAUUUCAGGGAUUCAUCCAGGGGGUCCCCUGAGGGAUGAGCAAUAGGACAGAAGUCAAUUUCGUGGUUGAGAAGGGGUGCUGGUCUCUAGUGAUGUCUGUAUGUCGCGGAUCGUCCCACAGCGGCAUCCUCCAGCUCCGGAGCAAGAUGAGGGCUCCUGAGGGAUCCGCUGGACGCUCAGGGGGAAUGAAGAAAGCUGUGGGAACUGGGGAAGACCUCAGAUGUCUCGUCCCCCCGAAAUGCCUAAGGAUGACAGAAGGACAGAUGUCCUUGUCAUUCACGGACGUGGCCAUAGACCUCUCCCAGGAGGAGUGGGAAUGCCUGGACCUGGAUCAGAGGGCCUUGUUCAGGGAAGUGAUGCUGGAGAACUACAGAAACUUGGUCUCAUUGGGAUGUCCCACUCCUAAGCCAGACGUGAUUACUUUGCUGGAGCAAGAGAAAGAGCCCUGGGUGGUAAUGAGAGAAGGAACAAGAAAUUGGUACACAGAUUUGGAGUCUAAGUAUGUCACCAAUAAGUUAUUUCCAGAAAAGGAUAUUUGUGAAAUAUAUUUAUCUCAGUUGAAGAUAGUGAACAAAAGCAAAACUUACAUGCAUGAAGACACCACUUUCAGAAAUGACAUGCAGUGUAAACAUGAGUUCGGAAGGCAAGGACAUCAGAUGAAAUGCGCCCGUCAAAUGAUAAUCCAAAAACAUAUAUCUCUUCCUCUACAUCAGAAAAUUCAUGCUAUAGAGAAAUCAUACGAAUGUAAGGAAUGUAGGAAGGCUUUUAGACAACAGUCAUACCUUAUUCAACAUCUAAGAAUUCAUACUGGUGAGAGACCCUAUAAAUGUAAGGAAUGUGGAAAGGCCUUUUGUCGUGUAGGGGACCUUAGAGUACAUCAGACAAUUCAUGCUGGGGAGAGACCCUAUGAAUGUAACAACUGUGGGAAGACCUUUAGACUUCAUUAUCACCUUACUGAACAUAAGAGAAUACAUUCUGGUGUGAAACCCCAUGCGUGUAAGGAAUGUGGAAAGGCCUUUAGUCGUGUUCGAGACCUUAAAGUACACCAGACAAUUCAUGCUGGCGAGAGACCUUAUGAAUGUAAAGACUGUGGGAAGACCUUUAGACUUCAUUAUCAACUCACUGAACAUCAAAGAAUUCAUACAGGUGAGAGGCCUUACAAAUGUAAGAUUUGUGGAAAGACCUUUAGGGUACAACGGCAUAUUAGUCAACAUCAGAAAAUUCAUACUGGUGUAAAACCCUAUAAAUGUAAUGACUGUGGGAAAGCCUUCAGUCAUGGCUCAUACCUUGUUCAACAUCAGAAAAUUCAUACUGGUGACAAACCCUAUGAAUGUAAAGAAUGUGGUAAGUCAUUUAGUUUUCACGCAGAACUUACUAGACAUCAUAGAAUUCACACUGGUGAGAAACCCUAUGAAUGUAAAGAAUGUGGAAAAGCCUUUCGUCUCCAAACAGAACUUACUCGUCACUGUAGAAUUCAUACUGGAGAGAAACCCUAUGAAUGUAAGGAAUGUGGGAAGGCCUUUAUUUGUGGCUAUCAACUUACUUUACAUCUGAGAGCUCAUACUGGUGAGAUUCCCUAUGAAUGUAAGGAGUGUGGGAAAACCUUCAGUAGUCGCUACCAUCUUACUCAACAUUAUAGAAUUCAUACUGGUGAGAAACCCUAUGGAUGUAAAGAAUGUGGGAAGGCUUUUCGUCUUCAAGCAGAACUUACCCGACAUCACAGAAUUCAUACUUGUGAGAAACCAUAUGAAUGUAAGGAAUGUGGAAAGGCCUUUAUUCGUAGCAAUCAACUUAUUUCACACCAGCGAAUUCACACCAAUGAGAAUACCUAUGAAUGCAAGGAAUGUGGGAAGAUUUUUAGUCGCCGCUACAAUCUUACUCAACAUUAUAAAAUUCAUACUGGUGAAAAACCCUAUUUAUGUAAAGAAUGUGGGAAGGUCUUUCGCUUUCAAACAGAACUUACUCAGCAUCGCAGAAUUCAUACUGGCGAAAAGCCCUAUAAAUGUCAGGAAUGUGGGAAAGCCUUUAUUCGUAGCAAUCAUCUUACUCAGCAUCACAGAAUUCAUACUGGUGAGAAACCCUAUGAAUGUAAAGAGUGUGGGAAAACCUUUAGUCGUCACUAUCAUCUCACUCAACAUCACAGAAUCCAUACUGGUGAGAAACCCUACAGAUGUAAUGAAUGUGGGGAGGCUUUUAUUUGUAGUUAUCAACUUACCUUACAUCAAAGAAUUCACACUGGUGAGAUUCCGUAUGAAUGUAAGGAAUGUGGAAAGACUUUUAGUCGCAGGUAUCACCUGACUCAACAUUUUAGACUUCAUACUGGUGAGAAACCUUAUGGGUGCAAAGAAUGUGGGGAUGCCUUUCGUCUUCAGGCAGAACUUACUCGACAUCACACAGUUCACACUGGUGAGAAACCCUAUAAAUGUCAAGAAUGUGAGAAGGCCUUUAGUGUUAAGUCAGAACUUACACGACACCACAGAAUUCAUACUGGUGAGAGGCCCUAUAAAUGUAAAGAAUGUGGGAAAGCCUUUAUUCGUAGUGAUCAACUCACUUUACAUCAGAGAAACCAUAUUAAUGAGGUAACUCUAUGCCUAAUGUAAAGAGGAUACAGUGGCCUUUAGAAAAUGCCUUUUAUAAUGAUAGAGAAUUCAUAAUUUAAGAAAGUUUUUACUUGUUAGGGGACAUGAGGGAACCACUUUUACUUCAUGCCCAAAACUUAACAGAAAUAGUUUUAUAUUAUACAUAUUGACUUAAAAGAGUUGAAAAAUUAUAGCAUCACCCAGUCCUGGUUAAAGAAUGAUACUGUUGUAGUGCAUCUCAAACCAAGAUGAAGGGUGCCUGCUUCUCCCCCACCCCAAAAUUGUUGGUUCAUCGGUACUUUUACAAGAUGCGAUGAAAUGUUAUUGCUAGGAAAAUGAAAGAAAAACAGAUGCAAAAGCCCCGCUUUUAAAAUUACUGGAUUUAAUAGACCUACAUCAACUCUAAUAUUUAAUAAAUGUUUCUAAAUGUUUGCUCUCAGUGUCUGUACCAGAAGCAAACCAUCUGUGGACCAUAAUCAGUACAUAGGACCAUACUUUAUAUAAACAGCAUUGUAACAGAAGAUAAUUCUGUUAAUGUGAUGGAUGUGGUAGAUCUUUAGCCAUGGCACAUCUUUACUAUAAUUCUUAUAAUUCCACCCCUGCCUGUGUGGUAUUAGCAAGACACUUCUCCCCUCUGUGCCUCAGUUUUAAAGUGAUGAUGAUAGUACUUACCUAAUAAUACUUUUUUUUUUUUUUUCUUUUUAAGGCCAUGCCUGCAGCAUAUGGAAGUUCUCAGGCUAGGAGUCAAAUCAGAGCUGCAGCUGCUGCUAUACUAUGCCAUAGCCACAGCAAUACCAGAUCCAAGCCACAUCUUCGACCUACACCACAGCUUGCAGCAACACUGGAUCCCACUGAGUGAGGCCAAGGAUCAAACCCACAUCCUUAUGUAUAAUAGUCGGGUUCUUAACCUGCUGAACCACAAUGGGAACUCCUCUGAUAAUACUUUCUUAAAGGAUAAAAUGUUAAUGAAAAACAAAACCUUUAGAAGAGAAUUGUUCAAUAAGUAUUAUUUUAUUAGCAGUAGUAGUAAUAUUAGUAAAUUCAUGCGAGAAGACCCAAAUUUGUAAAAACUGUCCACUACCUUUCAUUUUGUUUAAAUUACCGUUAAUUAUGGAUGAAAUCUAGUAAAAUAAACUUUCGAAAAUUCAGAAGUCAUUUCUGAAAACUAAUAUGAGAAAGAAAUCUCAAAAAAAAAAAAAAAAAAAAAAAAAGGAGUUCCCAUCAUGGCUCAGCAGAAACAAAUCUGACUAGUAUCCAUGAGGAUGUGGGUUCGAUCCUUGGCCUUGCUCAGUGGGUUAAGGAUCCAGCAUUUCCAUGAGCUGUGCUGUAGGUUGCAGAUGUGGCUUGGAGCCCGUGUUGCUGUGGCUGUGACGUAGGCUGGUGGCUCCAGCUCCGAUUAGAUCCCUUGCCUGGGAACCUCCACAUGCUGUUGGGGCGGCCCUAAAAAAAAAAUCUCUAGAGUUGAUGGAUAUGGAGAUUAUAAGAGUAAAGCUUCUGAAGGAUCAGGAAGAGCUGUGAUACUUUUUAUAAUUCAUAAAGCAGACAUGUUACAGUCUGCUUUGCCGCAAAUUCAUGACAAAUUAGAAAUUAACAAUGAAAAAGGCAUUGUUCAUUUAGGAAAAAAAUAAAAGUACAAUAUAGUACAAUAGUACAAUAAAGUACAAAUAGUACAAUGCACACUGGUAUGCCCUCUGUAGAUUCACUGGUCAAUAAUACAUUGUCAUACCUGGUUUCUUCUAUAUAAUUUUUGACAUUUUUUUCUGUAGUAUUUGAGUAUAAAUAUAGACAUCAUGACAUUUCACACACACAUAUAUAUUUCUCUGUAUCAUGCAACUCCUAAGAAUAAAGGCUGCCUCCUACAUAAUCACUAUGUAACUUUACACCUAAGGAGAUUAACAGCAGUGCCAUAUCUGUAAUAUUACAUAUAGAUAACCAGUGCCUUAACCCAAGAUAUCUAAAAGAAUGUCCAGGAACAGUAGUAUUUAAUGGUACUUGAGAAAUGUUCUGUGGUCACAGACACUUAUGAAGUUCUGAAUACUAAAUCCUUUCUAAGGAAAAAAAAAAAGCUUUAUUACGAAACUAUCAAAGGACUUAAGAGGCCUACAAUAAAGAAAAUUUGCUUAACUUGGUUAUCCUAUUGUAUCUCCAACUUUACUAAGAAAGUCCCAUUCGCAAUGCCUAAUAUCUUUGGGAUGUGAAUCCACAUCCCAUAUAUUAGUGAUAAUAGUAAAUUCAUGUGAGAGGAAGAUCCUAUGAAUGUAAAGAAUUUGUAAAAACUGUCCACUACUGGAGUUCCUGUCAUGGCACAGUGCUUAACGAAUCCGACUAGGAACCAUGAGGUUGUGGGUUCGAUCUCUGCCCUUGCUCAGUGGGUUAAGGAUCCGGCGUUGCCAUGAGCUGUGGUGUAGGUGGCAGAAGUGGCUCAGAUCCCGAGUUGCUGUGGCUCUGCUGUAGGCCGGCGGCAUCAGCUCUGAUUAGACCCCUAGCCUGGGAACCUCUAUAUGCCUCGGGUACGGCCCUGAAAAAGACAAAAAAAACAAAAAACUGUCCGCUACCUUUUUUCACUAUUUCAGAUAUACUUCAGUGAUCACUUGUCUGUGAUUACUGGAUUGCGUGAGCUGGAAUUUAAUUGUAUGCAUGUGGGAGUAGAAUCACUUAUACAUUAUGUAUUCUUUAUGUAUGUUGUAUAUUGCUAAACUGGCCAUAGGUUACAUGCACUUCCAAUUCUACUACAUGGUGCCAAAUUGUUCUCUUAGGCUCCUAUCAAAUUGAGUAUUCUUAUAGCCUCACAGUAGAUAUGUUUUAAUAAAUAUUUUCAUAAAUUUCAA